Messenger RNA from Papaver somniferum (opium poppy), 2946 nucleotides. RefSeq names its product pentatricopeptide repeat-containing protein At1g63330-like. The transcript is spliced from 2 exons. The coding region runs from base 48 to 1841 and encodes 597 amino acids. NCBI's taxonomy places the organism in Eukaryota, Viridiplantae, Streptophyta, Magnoliopsida, Ranunculales, Papaveraceae. The record is from RefSeq and is a predicted model, not a curated record. Gene Ontology annotation, molecular function: protein binding.
GUGAUUUAGGGCAAAACUGUUAAAGAUCGGAGCUGAAAAACAAUACAAUGAUUCUCCUCCUAAGAAAGGUAAUUUCCGAACAUCCUUCAUCAUCAUCACUUAUUAUCCCUCUGCAUAAUCAUAUCCAUUCCUUAUUAUCUUCUCUAAAAACAACUCAUUUCGAAAAUGUAGUGAUUAAUCACUGUAAGUCCGGAAAAAUCGAGAAACUAGAUGAUGCUAUGGGUUAUUUUAACAAUAUGACUUCGAUGGUUCCACUGCCAUCUAGUAUGGCGUUUAAUCAUAUACUUAGUUCAGUUUCUAAAAUUGGAUGUUAUUCAGAUGCAAUCACAAUGUAUAAGAAGAUGAAAGAUAUUGGAAUUGAACCUGAUAAUGUUACAUUGAAUAUUUUGAUUGGUUGUUGUUGCGAAUUGAAGGAAAUUGCUUAUGGAUUUAGUUUGUUUGGUGGGAUUAUUAAGAGGGGUUAUGAUCCUGAUGUAAUUGCGUUUAGUAGUUUGAUUAAAGGGUUGUGUUUGCAAGAGAAGAUUUGUGAUGCACGUAAACUGUUUGACAAAAUGAUCGAAUUGGGUAUUCAACCAAAUGGAGCUGCGUGUGGUGCGUUAAUUACUGCGCUUUGUAAAUCUGGUGAAUUAGAUGUUGCAGUUGGGUUGCAGAAGAAUAUGGGGAAAUGGAAUUGCGAAGCGAAUGUUUAUUUGUAUGGUGUGAUUAUGGAUGCUUUAUGCAAAAGAGGAUCUGUUGAUGAGGCUCUGACUCUCUUUUCUGAAAUGGUAGAAGUUGUUCCGGAUAAUGUUGUGUUUAAUACUCUGAUUGACGGACUAUGCAAGUCUGACAGGUUAAGGGAGGCUGCUAGAUUAUUUAAUAGCAUGUCUAGUCGAGGAGUUUCUGCGGAUGCACAUACUUACAAUUCUCUAAUUCAUGGAUUAUGCAAAAGAGGAUUAGUUGAUGAGGCUCUGAAUCUGUUUUCUGAAAUGGUAGAUGAUUCUAAAAUUGUGUCAGAUGCUGUUGUGUUUAAUACUCUGAUUAAUGGACUAUGCAAGUCUGACAGGUUAAGUGAGGCUGUUAGGUUAUUCGAUAGCAUGUCUAGUCGUGGAGUUUCUGCGGAUGCACAUACAUACAAUUCUCUGAUUCAUGGGUUCUGCCAACGUGGGUUGUGGGAGGAAGCAAGCAAAUAUUUUGGUAAAAUGGAGGGGAGUGGGAUUCCCUGCACGGUAGUUACUUUUACUAUAUUAAUAGAUUCUCUAUGCAAAAGUGGUAACACGGAAAAAGCUUACGAGAUAUUUAAAGAGAUGAUUAGGUCGGGAAAAGAACCUAAUGUUAUGACCUAUAAUUCUAUGAUGAAUGGUCUGUGUUUAAUAGGUAAACUAGACGAGGCACAGAGAUUGUUUGACUCGAUGGCGGAAAACGGCCAAAAUGUUUACAGCUUCAGUAUCAUGAUUCAUGGAUACUGCAAGAGUUCUAGGUUGGAUGAAGCCAUUCAACUCUCUAAGGAAAUGCAAAAGAGAGGAUUGAAACCGAACCAAGUUACUUACACUACACUGAUAGAUGGAUUAUACCAGGCGAGCAAAGUUAGAACUGCAGAGAGAAUGUUAACUGUAAUGCAGUCUAAUGGCUUAACUCUGGAUAUAGUUACAUAUAGUGCAUCACUGGAUGGACUUUUUAAGAAUCGGCAUGUCGAUGCGGCAAUAGAAUUGUUACGGUCCGUGGAGGAUAAGGGGAUUGAAAUUGAUGUACCGAUGUGCAAUAUAUUAAUCAAUGGGUUGUGCAAAGCUGGAUAUUCUGACAAGGUAAGGAAACAAUUUUUCGAAAUUCCUAACAAAGGAUUAGUGGCUGCCUUAACACUAUGAUCAGUUGCAUAUGCAAAGAAGGGAUGUUUGUUUUAGGCCGAAAAGUUGAUCAUCGAAAUGGAAAUCAAAGGUUGCAGCCUGAUGCCAUCGCUUAUAAUACCAUUACUAAGGGUUAUUGCAAGAAAAAUAUGUUACAAGAGCAUUAGAGUUUCUCAAAGGAAUGUGUGGAAUGAAAUUUUCACCAAGCAAAGCCCCUCUUUCCUUGUUAAUUAGUUCCUUCGUAGGGGAUUGUCAUGAGGUUUGCGGUGGAAAAGCUAGCACUAUGGGUGGAGGUGAUUUUUCUUUUCUCUGUGUGCACUUAUUGAGGGUUCGGUUAGCCACAGUUGCUGGGUCCCCAUUGCAAGAGUCACUGCAGGUGAUGGUGUGAAUCUUGGAUAGAAUCUCAAAUUCGGAAGACCCUGAAGGAUGCUGAAAUAACCUAGGUCAGUUAGGUUCUGGCCUUUAUGGAUAAGCAUGUUGCCAUAUUCCUUCCGUCAUCGCUCCCCCCUCCUUGUGCGAAUUGAAAUCAUCCCAAUCGACGUUGUUGGAAACUCUGUUGGUGGAAGUAAACACAAUAUGCCCUGCAAAUACAACUUGGUCGAACAAAAUGCCUGCAAAAAUCGGUUUCCUCCUUUGGCAACUUUGGCUGGGCAGUGGGCAAGAUUGCAACAUUCGAUAGCCUAAAUUGGAGGGGUUUCUCUCUUCCUGGUCAACCUGGCGUGUGCGCUUUCACAAUGAAUCGGUAUACCUCGCCUUCUCCUGCAAUGCCUCUUAUUCUACUUAAUGUCUGGAGUGACUUUCUUCCAUAAAUUCAAGGUUGGUCAUGGUCCGUUCCUAGUACCUUAUCAAACUCAGACUGUGGAGAAUUUUAACCAAAUUUUAAAGGUGUGCAUAAAUUUCUCUGCAUAUCUUUAGCAUCAGCUCUAUAAUGAAAUCUGUGGAGAUCAAGAAACAGAAAAAGAAUGGGACAUAUUAUAAAGUACCCCUGUUUUGAAAUGCACACUUCAAAAGUACCCCCGUUUUUUACAAAAUUUCUAAAGUACCUCGAUUUAUUCAAAAGACAAAUUCCAUCCGGUUAACUGCUAGGUGGCAGUUAUCUUUCCAAUUAAAAGUCAUAUUUGUCCUU